This is a messenger RNA of Penaeus monodon (black tiger shrimp), 555 nucleotides long. RefSeq lists its product as uncharacterized. The record is from RefSeq and is a predicted model, not a curated record. Lineage: Eukaryota; Metazoa; Arthropoda; Malacostraca; Decapoda; Penaeidae.
GGCUUCCCGGCAGUGCCUGUGUGAGGAGACGGUAGGCGUAGCGGACAAGGCAGCCAUCUUGGGCUUCAUAGCAGGGCCGGAGCAAGGGUAUGUCAGAGUCCCUUUACCAGUCGGAGAUGAACAGCAACGCUCGGAGAGAUUUUUUGCUAACACUAGCGGGAAUUCAAAUGGCGGAUGGACAAAGGUGUUACAAGAUUUGAUAAAAUGGAGGGAAAUCGUGUUACCAGAGGCAGUGGCGUUUUCCAACUCACUGAGCACUUAUUUCACGGAAGAAGAACAACCCCGCCUUGAGCAAGACUUGAACAGAACCACAAGAAUCUUCGAGAACAGUCCCGCCGAUGUUCUAUCGACUACAGUGAGACAAGAUCGUUAUUUCUCAUACACGGGGAGUUCAUGUGCGUUCGAAUAUGUGCUCUUGACGAGACCUGGUGAACCGGAGUCGUCCUCGUUCGAAUUGGUCAUUUUCGGUCCUGGCGAUGACUUCGGGAGACGUGGAUGAGGUAUCGGGAAUGCUAAUAAUGUUGAAUGUGAUCAUCGAACAGUAUAAAACAAUUU